CAAGUUCCGGGGGACGUACGGUUGAUGACGUCAUCGCGUAAGCUCCAACGUAAACAGAGCGGAGGCUAGCAGCUAUUAUCGAAACAAACCGAUAUUGAGAAAUGGCAACGAAACUGGAGUCCAAUGGAUAUUUAAGGAUCUGACGUUUAACAAGUUCAUACGUAUGCUCCAUCCCUAAAAGUCUCGAUCAGCGUCCACCAUGUCGUCCCGUGUUUUGAUGCGGCAGCAGCUCAUGAGGGAGCAAGCCCAGGAGCAGGAGAGGCGCGAGGCCCAGCAGAAGGCCUCAGCCUCCCAGCUGCGGGCCUCAGAAUCCACUCCAGCCAUCUCUGUGUCUCUGCCUCUAAAUGCAGCUCGCCCCCCACCAGCACAAGUGCCUGUGGAGGUGCUUAAAGUGCAAACUCACUUGGAGAACCCCACAAAGUACCACAUCCAGCAGGCACAGAGGCAGCAAGUGAAGCAGUACCUCUCCACCACUUUGGGAAACAAGGCAAUCACUCAGAGUCUCGGUGUGUCUCCGGUACAGCAGUCCAGUUCCGCCCCUGAAGUUGCCCACACUGCCAGCAGUGCCCCCAACAGUCCAAUGGCAAUGCUCAACAUCGGAUCCAACAAGGAGGAAAUUGACGAUGUGAUUGACGACAUCAUUAGCCUUGAAUCCAGUUUUAAUGACGACAUCAUUACAUUUAUUGACCCAGGUCUUCAGCUGCCCAGCACGCUCCCAGGAAAUCAUCUGGAACUCUACCACAGCCCAGGAAUGGGAGCACCUACUCUCACCGUCAGCAACUCCUGUCCUGCUGAUCUUCCAAAGAUUAAAAGGGAAAUUACAGAAAUUCCUCCUGCAGAUGCAGAUGCCAAAGCUAUAAUGAAAGAAAGACAGAAAAAAGACAACCAUAACCUCAUUGAGAGGAGGCGAAGAUUCAACAUCAAUGACCGUAUCAAAGAGCUGGGUACUUUGAUACCAAAGUCAAGUGACCCAGAGAUGCGUUGGAAUAAAGGCACCAUCCUGAAAGCCUCUGUGGACUACAUCCGAAAGUUACAAAAGGAGCAGCACAGAGCCAAGGAUGUUGAAAUGCGACAGAAAAAGCUGGAACAGGCCAACCACAUCCUGAUGUUACGCAUCCAGGAGCUGGAGAUGCAGGCGCGCCUCCACGGCCUCUCCAACCCCACCGGCAUCUCAGCAGAUCUGAACUCUGACCCUUCCCUGCAGCCAGUUUCACAAAGCGGCCAGGCGCUCCCUCAAAACACGGGAGUCGGCGCGCCCCAGAACCUCCUGGGCCUCGGAGCCGUUGGGGCGUCCAUGCCAACCUCCUUCCUGUCCCCGCCCUCCUCCGACUCGCCCGCGGGCGUCACCCUCAGCAGCCCCCUAGAUCUGGGCAGCCUGAGCUUUGCCGAGCUCGAUGACACCUCGGCGGCCGCGCUCUACCCCGACGUGGGUUUAGGAGACAUUCUCAUGGACGAGGGGUGCGUGCUGUCUCCUGAUCGGGUGGGCGAGUCGCUGUUUUCUCCUUUGUCACCAGGUGCCUCUAAAACCAGCAGCCGCAGAAGCAGCCUCGACAUGGACGAGGACUUAUGAUACGUUCUGUGUGGUCAGAGAGUCUGCAGCGACAGGGACGUCCGUGUCCUCUAUAACAUGUUCAAGACUGUAGCGCCGGACUUUCAAGUAUCACUUACACUAUAAAAAAUAAAAAUAAAAAGUACUAACUUCCAUUUUGGAUCAAAAGAUAGUAAGUUCCUAAAUUUUCUUUCUGCCAUACAGACCUAACUACUAUUAUUCCUGUUUGGAACAGGACAAAUGAUUAUGUUUAAAUAUAAAAACUUAUUAAAACGGAAUAUUGUAAAUUAAGUAGAAGCAGCAUUAGAGAGUCAAAGAAAAAAGUUUUAAGAUCUAUAAAAAAAGAGGGAUAUAUAUAAAUGUUUUUGCUUGAAUUUAUUAGAUGCAUUUAUUAUUUGUAUGGAAGAAAGCUGUGAGGUUUCUUUUUAAUGACAAUAUUAGAAUAACAAACGUAUGCAGAGAUGCCACAAUGCUUAGUUUUUUAUUUCUCAAGCCAACUGGAAUCAGGGUUUUUUUGCAGAUUGCUUUCGUCUGUUUCACCAGCAGCUAGAGAAGGGAUCUUUGUAAAGUGAAUUGGCAUGUGACACAUUCACCACCAGUUGUAUAUAAGAAUUUUAUAUUUUCAGCAAUUUCCUUGCACCUUACUUUGUGACAGUCUAUGCAUUUUAUGAGAGCUUUUGUUUAUGUGACUGUGACGCAGCGGAGCGCUACGGUCCAGUUUUCAUGUCAUCAACCUGACAAGUGUGGGAAAAUAAAUACAUGAAAAAUCAGUUGCUGCUGCAGCUAGUGAGCCAAAGCAGGAAUUCUUCAAGAGUAGCUACAAAUGGAAACAAUUGCAAAUCAGCAUUUCAUUUUGAAACACAUUCUGUGGUGAAAAAUGCAGAAUCCUUUUUGCAGCAGUACUGUAGUUCAUUUUUUAAAUACCUGAUAAUUUGAUAAGUGCUUUUUCAUAACUAAUAUCUGUUCAGUCAGUGAUCGUUUGUCUCCUUUUAUUGAUCGCUGGAUGAUUUUAACUGUUGGCAUGUUUGUUUGUUUAUUGAUUAAAUUGGAUAUCUAACAAUGCAUAACUGCUCUGUAAAGUAUGAAUUUGGUAUUGGACUCCUUGAAACCACUAGUCUCACCUCCUUUUUAUAAUGUAAUAAUGACUAUUUGAGUGGAAACUGCAAUACAAUCGUUCUAUUAAAUAGAGUUUAGUGGGUUUUUUUUGUCUGAUGCUUUAAAGGACCUUAUGUACAGUAAAUGAAUGUGUGUUUUGCGAAAGCACAUGCAUAAGUUUGUUGUGUUUUGUUUUUUAACACUGACGUACUUCUCUAAGAGGCAGAUGAUGAUGUUGUUUUUACUCCCCUAUUCAAAGCACCUAUGGUCAGCUUUGUCUUGUUAUAUGCAACGACUCUGUAAAGUGAUGCGAGUGCUAACAUCGACUGUUAAUACAUGUAGCACGCCUGUUCCCACAGACUGGCUUCCAGAAGACUUUAUCGAAUAAAUGGUUUCUUUGUUGCUUCA
Molecule: messenger RNA, 3052 nt
Organism: Oryzias melastigma (Indian medaka)
Lineage: Eukaryota; Metazoa; Chordata; Actinopteri; Beloniformes; Adrianichthyidae
Gene: tfe3b
Product: transcription factor binding to IGHM enhancer 3b
Exons: 9
Coding region: 200-1570 (456 amino acids)
Biological process (GO): regulation of transcription by RNA polymerase II
Cellular component (GO): nucleus
Molecular function (GO): DNA-binding transcription factor activity, RNA polymerase II-specific; RNA polymerase II cis-regulatory region sequence-specific DNA binding; protein dimerization activity
Source: RefSeq, a predicted model, not a curated record